Molecule: messenger RNA, 5718 nt
Organism: Letharia columbiana
Lineage: Eukaryota; Fungi; Ascomycota; Lecanoromycetes; Lecanorales; Parmeliaceae
Exons: 4
Coding region: 1-5718 (1905 amino acids)
Molecular function (GO): ATP hydrolysis activity; ATP-dependent chromatin remodeler activity; TBP-class protein binding
Source: RefSeq, a predicted model, not a curated record
AUGACCUCGAGACUAGAUCGCCUAGUAACGCUUCUCGAAACAGGAUCUACCCAACUGAUCAGAAACACUGCCGCCCAGCAACUCGGAGAUGUCCAGAAGCAGCAUCCAGAUGAUUUAUUCAACCUCUUAACCCGAGUAUUUCCCUUUCUAAAAUCCAAAUCUUGGGAUACUCGUACUGCUGCUGCCAAAGCUAUUGGCGGCAUCGUCGAAAACGCUAGUCGCUUCGACCCUAAUGGCGACGACGGUGACGACGGCUUCAAAGCGGAUGACUCCAUCAAAAAUGAGGCUAGGGGUGACCCAUCGCAUCUUCCCUUGCUCGCUCUGGGCCAAACCCAACUACAGCUGAAGACGCUUGACCUCACAGCAAUCUUGACCAAUGGCAAGAAGCUUUUAGGCAGUGGAGGCAAAGAGCAAGACUAUGCCGUCGCAUCCAUGGAUCCAGCGACAAGGCUGGACUUCCAAAGGAGAGCCUCGUACGCCACGCUAGGGCUUUCUGGCGGAGAUGUCGACGAUCAGAUUUCUAAGAUCCUUCGCGAGAUGAAUAUUCCCAAGGCUGAGGAAAUCAAUCCAUACGCUACCCGAGUGCUGCCAACCAUGCCCAAAGUCGACACCUCCGAAACUAUGGUCUCGGAUGAUCAGGCGAUACGAUCGCCAAGUCCCUUCACACCUGGUGGAGACCCUGCCCAGACGUCAUUGGAUGGAUCCGGACUUAGCAAGCGUCAGCUGAAUCAGUUGAAACGGAAAAAGAAGCUAGAUGCCAGAUCACAGGCCAGCAAAGUUAGGGUGGUGGAUAUUUCAGCUCGUCGACCAAGUAACAACACACCAAUUACGCCAGCCGUAUCUGAACCAUUCGCAAUUAAGUCUAGCAUCAAACAGGAAACGGACGCUGACGGCGAUACAGACAUGUUCUCACUGACCCGCGCUAACGUGGACGAGGAUGCCAAAAUUGUCUCAGACUUCAAAGGCUCCAUUGUUCCUGAGAAAUCUGUCUUACAGACUGAAGCCGAGGAAGAAGGACUUGAGUGGCCAUUUGAACGGUUGUGCGAGGUGCUUACGGUAGAUCUCUUCGACCACCACUGGGAGAUCCGGCACGGGGCAGCUAUGGGCUUACGUGAAGUGAUUCGCGUCCAUGGUGGAGGUGCCGGUCGAGAGCGUGGAAGAAGUAGGGCUGUCAACGAUCAGGUCAACAACAGAUGGCUUGAGGAUUUGGCAUGCCGCUUAUGCGCUGUCCUAAUGCUGGAUCGCUUCGGGGACUACAUUUCCGACAAUGUCGUCGCACCCAUUCGCGAAACUAUCGGACAGACCCUUGGUGCUCUCAUGGCGCAUCUGGAAGCCGCGGCGGUGACUUCGGUCUAUCAAGUGUUGUACCGUAUGGUCAUGCAGAAAGGGUUACAGCUCACGACACGCAUAUGGGAGGUGUGUCAUGGAGGCAUGAUUGGGCUUCGGUACCUGGUGGCAGUUCGAAGCGAUCUCCUCGUGAAAGACAACGGUCUCAUGGAUGGUGUCGUAGAAGCAGUCAUGAAAGGCCUAGCCGACUUCGACGAUGAUGUUCGGGCUGUCAGUGCUGCUACACUAACUCCAAUCGCCAAGGAGUUCGUCGCUCUUCGUCCUGCUGCACUUGAUGAUCUUAUAAACGUCGUCUGGGACUGCCUAUCAGAAAUUCGAGACGACCUCAGCGCGAGCACUGGAUUCGUAAUGGAUCUCCUUGCCAAGCUCUGCAGUUUUCCAGAGGUGUUGGUUGCAAUGCAGGGGAACGCAACAAAAGACGAGGACCAUUCGUUCACCAGUCUUGUCCCGAGAUUGUACCCUUUUCUUAGACAUACGAUUACUAGUGUGCGAUCUGCCGUCCUUCGCGCUUUACAGACUUUCCUGCGAAUCGGAAGUCAGGAUACAAGGGGCUGGGUGAGUGGAAGAAUACUCAGGCUCGUCUAUCAGAAUCUGCUCGUGGAGCGCAAUGAAACGACACUUAGUCUAUCCCUGGAAGUCUGGAACGCGCUUUUGGAAGCUCUUGUCGAGAAAGACGACUCGGAAGCUACCUCUGAUUUCUUAGAGCACAUGCACGAUUUUUUGAUCUUGGCCCUCCACCCAAUUGGCACCUCUCGAAACCCACUACCGAUUGAACUAUGCUACUUCAUGAAGCCUUCCGGGCAGCUUUAUGGACCACCAAAUCCUGAGAUGAUCAAAGCAGCUUCGCAACAGACUGUUGAACCAGCUGCUAAGCGGAGAAAGAGGUCUGAGAAGAAGGAGGAGCCCCCAUCAUCAGCUCACAACGUCGAUGGACAUAUGAUCUCUGGUGAUGUUGACCUUGUGGGUGUUGAUGCACUGAUCAGAUCGAGAAUAUACGCAGCCAAAGCCUUCGCACGGGCGUUGGCUCUUCAUCCGCCUCCUGAGUCAAGCUUGAACGGCAUUUCUGAUGGCCUACGAUCGCCUUUUUCAACGACACAAAUGCUUUCUGGGCUGGUCAUUGAAGAGCAUGCCCGGCAGAUCCCGAGUUCUUCAGGCAGGACCGGCAGAUUUAAUGCAGAACUUUUGUCGGUUCUCGACACUGUACGACCUGGAAGCUACAGCGAUGUCUUGCCAUACCUGAGGGUUGUACGAGCUCAAUGCCAGGCAUUGCAGAACGCUUUCCGAGAUCACGGACACGUAUCUCAAGCUAAGCUGCCAUCUCUCGCCAUUGUAGUCCAAGGCGAGAUCGGGGCUGGCCCAACUGCCUUCUCCAUAUCUAACGCAGAAGCUUGUGUCGGUGCCGAUUUUGACCGAUUAAAGAAGGCUCUUACGCCGGCCCACCGGAUCACAUCAGUCCAAAUUCUGAACGACGCUCGCACAACCGCCGUUGAAGCAAUCGAUGAGGCGAAGAAAGUCAAAACAGAAAGAGAUAUGCGCAUCCGAGCCGCUGCUGCGUCUGCGCUCAUCGCUGUCGGAGAGAUUCCGAAGAAGCCGAGCGGCCUCAUCAAAGGUGUCAUGGACAGCAUCAAGAUGGAAGAAAAUAUCGAAUUGCAAAAACGAUCAGCUUUCUCGAUCGCAUCUCUCCUUAAUCAUUACGCGUCUACACAAAAGCGUGGUCCUGCUGAUAAGGUCACUGCCAAUUUGAUGAGCUUCUACUGCAUCGACACAUCGGAGACCCCGGAGUUUCGCAACAACGCCACAAGGUCGGAUGUCAUCUUGUCACUCCACAAAGAAGAAGACCGGAAAGAUUAUGCCAAUACGUCUGACUACGAAAAAGAAGCUAAAAGCGCAAGGAUCACUAGGCGCGGUACUAAGGAAGCGCUUGAUCAAUUGUGCAAUCUGUUUGGUACUCAGCUGUUUGAAAAAGCACCGAUUUUAAAGUCCAAGAUUGAAAACCCUCUUCGUCAAGCCUUCGGCGACGACCCACCAGUGGACCUUGAAGACAAUACGGAGUUUGGUCAGGAGGUUGUCGAUGGUCUUUCGAUACUACGCGCUCUGGUGCCAAACGUCCACUCGAAUCUUCACGCUUUCGUCAUCGAAUUGAUGCCUCUGGUGGCAAAAGCAUUGCGUAGCCAACUUUCAGUCUUCCGAUAUGCAGCUGCCAAAUGCUUCGCGACAAUAUGCAGCGUCUUGAGGAUCGAAGGCAUGACCAUGUUGGUCGAGCACGUUCUCCCAUUCAGCAGUUCAGAUGACCUCCAUUGCAGACAGGGUGCGAUCGAGCUGGUAUAUCACCUCAUUCAUGUAAUGGAAGACAGCAUCUUGCCCUACGUUAUCUUCCUCAUAGUCCCUGUGCUGGGCCGUAUGAGCGAUUCUGACAACGAUGUACGGCUUAUUGCAACUACUACCUUUGCCACUUUAGUGAAGCUGGUGCCACUAGAGGCCGGCAUACCAGAUCCACCAGGAUUUCCGGAAUCAUUACUCAAGGGUAGGGAUCGAGAACGCAAGUUCAUAUCGCAAAUGCUCGACUUCAAGAAGGUGGAGCCCUUCGAGCUUCCAGUGGCCAUCAAAGCUGAGUUGCGAUCAUAUCAGCAAGAGGGUGUGAAUUGGCUCGCUUUCCUGAACCGCUACCACCUUCAUGGUAUCCUCUGCGACGACAUGGGCCUUGGAAAGACACUGCAGACACUGUGUAUUGUAGCGAGCGACCACCACCUUCGAGCUGAAGAAUAUGCGAAGACUAAAGCUUCGGAUGUCCGAAGACUUCCAUCUCUCAUUAUCUGCCCACCAACACUUUCGGGCCAUUGGCAGCAAGAGAUCCAACAAUUUGCCCCAUUCUUGUCCUGCCUGGCUUAUGUCGGGCCCACCGCGGACAGGGCCAGAUUGAGAGACCAGCUUGGCAAGACGGAUGUAGUCAUCACUUCCUACGAUAUAUGUAGGAACGACAUCGACGUCUUCAUGCCAUUCAGUUGGAAUUACUGUGUCCUCGAUGAGGGCCAUCUCAUCAAGAAUCCAAGGGCAAAGACUAGCAUGGCUGUCAAGCGACUCGUCAGCAACCAUCGUCUCAUUCUUUCCGGAACCCCAAUACAAAACAAUGUCCUCGAACUUUGGUCUCUCUUCGACUUUCUGAUGCCGGGCUUCCUGGGUACGGAGAAGGUGUUCCUCGACCGCUUUGCCAAACCAAUAGCCGCAUCUCGUUUCAGCAAAUCUUCCUCCAAAGAACAAGAAGCCGGGGCUCUUGCCAUUGAAGCUCUACACAAACAAGUCCUACCAUUUCUCCUUCGACGCCUGAAAGAGGAAGUACUUGACGAUCUCCCGCCUAAGAUCCUCCAAAAUUACUAUUGCGACCUCUCCGAAUUACAGAAGAAGCUCUUCGAAGACUUUGCUAAGAAGGAGGGCAAGACCCUCACUGACAAAGCCGGCAGCGAUAGCAAAGAAGCUAAACAGCAUAUCUUCCAGGCUCUACAAUACAUGCGCAAGCUGUGCAACUCACCAUCUCUUGUCGUGAAAGAAGAUCACAAGCAGUACGCUGCCAUACAAUCCCAACUCGCUCGCCAGAACUCCAGCCUCAAAGACGUCGUCCACGCCCCCAAGCUUACAGCUUUGCGCGACUUGUUGGUAGACUGCGGUAUCGGCACUGAUCCUGCCGAGAACAAUAACUUUGUCUCUCCCCAUCGCGCCCUCAUAUUCUGCCAAAUGAAAGAGAUGCUUGAUAUAGUCGCCAACGACGUCCUGCGCGCUCUUCUCCCCUCCGUUCAGUACCUGCGCCUGGAUGGCAGCGUGGAAGCCAACAAGCGUCAAAAUAUCGUCAAUCAAUUCAACACAGACCCCAGCUAUGACUGCCUGCUGUUGACUACCAGCGUCGGUGGGCUCGGACUCAAUUUGACUGGUGCAGAUACCGUCAUCUUCGUGGAGCAUGACUGGAAUCCGCAGAAAGACCUGCAGGCUAUGGACCGUGCGCAUAGGAUUGGGCAGAAGAAGGUAGUGAAUGUGUAUCGGCUGGUCACGCGGGGCACAUUGGAGGAGAAGAUUUUAAAUCUUCAGCGCUUCAAAAUCGACGUUGCUUCCACCGUGGUGAACCAACAAAACGCCGGUCUCGCAACUAUGGAAACGGACCAGAUCCUCGAUCUCUUCAAUCUCGGCGAGACGGUGCCCGCCACUACGCUUGACAAUAAGGACACAGAAGGCAGAGAAGAAGACAUGGUGGAUGUGACCACUGGUGAAGUCAAGGAGAAGGGCAAGAAAGGCUGGCUGGAUGAUUUGGGAGAGUUGUGGGAUGAGAGAGCUUAUGAGGAAGAGUUCGAUUUGGGAGGGUUCCUGAAGACGAUGAAGAUGUAA